Messenger RNA from Hyla sarda, 3063 nucleotides. RefSeq names its product progesterone receptor (gene PGR). Gene Ontology annotation, biological process: regulation of DNA-templated transcription. Gene Ontology annotation, molecular function: sequence-specific DNA binding; zinc ion binding; DNA-binding transcription factor activity. The transcript has 8 exons. Lineage: Eukaryota; Metazoa; Chordata; Amphibia; Anura; Hylidae. The record is from RefSeq and is a predicted model, not a curated record. Bases 541 to 2679 code for a protein of 712 amino acids.
ACACAGCAGAGAGACGUCCAGGCAGUGACCUCGCCUCUAAUCCAGAGCAAAACCCCUGGCAUUCAGCAGUACUGUGCAAAGCUUAGUGCCAGUCUCCUGCACAGUGAGAAGAGACCUGUGCCACCCUCUCCUUACCUGCUGCUUCUGCUUGCACACAGUAAGAAACCCUGUUUUGUAGAGGUGCAAGCUUGGUGCCAGUCUCCUGCACAGUGAGGACAGUGCCAGCUUUAAGUGCCAAUUCCUUGCUACCAGAAAACAGAGAGAGGGAGUCUGCAGCACAAGGGGUGCAGAGCAGUGUGCAGAGCCCACAGCAAGCACAAUAAGGAAAAGAAGAGAUAUAUCCAGCAGACACAGGAGGGGAAGUACAGAGCAAGCAACAGGCAGUGCAGCCUCCUGAAACUUUUCUCCAAGCUGAUAUCUUAGCCCUCACACACACAGCACCAGGGAGAGGGACACUGAAGGACCAGCUCCUGGGGAUCUGCCAGUGGAAACUACCUGGAAAACAUCAGAACCUUCAGACUUCUUAGACUCCUUGCUGGCAUGGAGGACCUAAAGAAGCAAUGCCCUGAAACAACACAGGAUCCAGGGAAGGAAUCCAGCAGAUACCUGACCAGAAUGUCCAGCUCCCAGAUGGAUUUUUUGCAGGAAGUCACAGGCCCUGGGGACCUGUCAUUGGAUAGUCUUCUAUAUAUGAAAGCAGAAGACACCUAUGAGAAGAGAGGAGGACCAGGAUCUUCUGAUAACAAUGAGCUGGAUAAUGUCCUGGACUGCAUCAUGGACUCUUCAGCCUCAGCCCACCAACACCUAUGGUCUCACUGUGAUAUUCCUGAGAUACAUGGAAUAGCAGGUAAGACUUCAGGUGGCUCCAAAGAUGGCAUUGUAGACAUCAGGGUUUGGACUGACGCCACAACAUCUGGAAAGAAGAUAAGUCCAGACAGAACCACCCUGGAGGACUUUACUGAAGACCAGUCAUCUGUGAAAAGUGGUGUCAUGGGAGCUGUGCCCAGUAGGCAUCUACCCUUGGUACCUGAAGCAAACAUUGCUAUGCCAGAUCUGGGUAUGAAUGUGUUAUACCUAUCUGGAACAGACUCCAUAGAAGCAGAUGGCCAUGACCAAAGGUCUUCUCCCCCCAUCCCAUCCCAGCAUCCCGCUUUACAUCCUGGAGAUGGACAGAUCAAGCAGGAAGGAUCUGAGGUCUUACUAUUUCAUCCUACAAAAGUAAGAGCUUUGCACCAGGAUUAUAAAUUAUCCACCUCGGGUCCUGGUACCCCUGAAACUGACCAGUCUUUGGAUUACAUCCUCUGCAAAACUGAGUCUGAAACAGAGUACCAAACCUAUAGACCCCACAUGGGUAAACCAGCAGAAGGCCAGGUUCAGGUUGUACCUUCACCCUCUAACCCCCAGCAAAACAUCUACCAAGCUAUGAGUCCUAAUGGGCAACAACAGCAUUUGUACCAGUCAGGAGGAGUGCGAGAUACCUAUCUACCACAGAUUCUUCUACCCUAUGUCCAGUACUUCAGGUCUGAAGAACCGGAUCAGACAUCCCAAUACGGCUUUGACUCUUCACCCCAGAAGAUCUGUUUAAUCUGUGGAGAUGAGGCAUCAGGAUGUCAUUAUGGGGUCCUCACCUGCGGGAGCUGUAAGGUCUUCUUUAAGAGAGCUGUAGAAGGGCAGCACAAUUACUUAUGCGCUGGACGGAAUGACUGUAUUGUGGAUAAAAUCAGAAGGAAGAAUUGUCCGUCCUGUAGACUGAGAAAAUGCUGCCAAGCUGGAAUGAUUCUGGGAGGUCGGAAGUUAAAAAAAUUUAACAGAAUGAAGCCAGGAAGAGAGAUGGAGACAGUGGUCAUUCAGCAGCCCAGGAAACUUGAAAGUCAACAGGUGCUGGACCAAAGACUAUCUACCAGUCAAAAUCAAGAAAUACAGUAUAUACCAGAACUCCUGCAGAUAUUACAGAGUAUAGAGCCAGAGGUUUUAUAUGCGGGCUACGAUAACACUCAGCCGGAGACACCUAGUGCUUUGUUGUGUAGCCUCAACCAGCUGUGUGAGCGGCAACUCCUCUGUGUUGUAAAGUGGUCAAAAUCUCUACCAGGAUUUAGGACUCUCCACAUUGAUGAUCAGAUUACCCUCUUGCAAUAUUCAUGGAUGAGUUUGAUGGUGUUUGCCAUGGGGUGGAGGUCGUACCAGCAUGUCAGCGGGCAGAUGCUUUAUUUUGCCCCAGAUUUAAUAUUGAAUGAGCAACGAAUGAAAGAUUCGUCAUUUUACACCCUUUGUCUGUCAAUGAGACAGCUACCGCAGGAAUUUGUGAGGUUACAAAUCACCCAAGAAGAAUUCCUGUGUAUGAAGGCUCUGCUACUCCUGAACACAAUUCCUUUGGAAGGUCUCAAAAGCCAAAGUCUUUUCGAUGAGAUGAGGUCAAACUACAUAAGAGAAUUGGCAAAAGCGAUCGGCUUAAGACAUAAAGGAGUUGUUGCAAGUUCCCAGAGGUUCUAUCAUCUAACUAAAGUUAUGGACUCCAUGCAUGAGCUGGUGAAGAAGCUCCAUCUCUAUUGCCUCAACACUUUCCUCCAGUCCCGGGCGCUGAGUGUGGAAUUCCCUGAGAUGAUGACUGAAGUGAUUUCGGCGCAGUUACCCAAGAUCCUCGCCGGCAUGGUAAAGCCGCUCAUCUUUCACAAAAAGUGAAUACCCCUCUCCACCGCUGACUUAUUUAUUUUCCGUUUAUGGUAGCUCUUGUCUCAUCAUAUAGUAAUGUCCUGGCUAACAUGGCAGUAAAGAUUGGCAGAAGAGCUAGCACUCAAAUAAGCCUCUCUGACUACGUUUUUUCUUCAGGUUGGUCAUGUUGUCCCACCAACUGUAUACAGAUGUGACAGCGGGCAACAUUUUUCAGCAGCGUGCUACUGUUUACGUGGCGCUCUACGCUAUUAGCAUGGCGCACAUUCAGUGGCCCGAUGGUUAUUUCAUAUGUUGCUUUACGAGUACAACGUUCCUCUGCUUAUACUGUAUUUAAAGUGAACUUGACACAUUAAACUGAUACAACAUUCCCGAUAAGUGUCCCUGCUUUUUGCG